This is a messenger RNA of Ostrea edulis (European flat oyster), 5302 nucleotides long. Its product is annotated as tropomyosin. Gene Ontology annotation, biological process: actin filament organization; muscle contraction. Gene Ontology annotation, molecular function: actin filament binding. The record is from RefSeq and is a predicted model, not a curated record. Lineage: Eukaryota; Metazoa; Mollusca; Bivalvia; Ostreida; Ostreidae. Gene Ontology annotation, cellular component: actin filament. The transcript is spliced from 7 exons. The coding region runs from base 760 to 2001 and encodes 413 amino acids.
UUUUUUUUUUUUAUUUCACAUUCAAAACAUCUCGAAAUAGUCAUUAAACCCUUCCCUUUCUCCGUAUAUUGCAUGGCUAGCUUAUUCAAUAGUUUGGACGCCCAAACUUCAGGCUUAUCAGCUUCUGUGUGAAUGACGUGUUUUUCAUUACAUGUUCUUUAACAUGUUUCGUUUCUAACACGAACUCCAUUGUAGAUGAUUUAAGAAAUAUUGUACAUAGUGCCUUUUAAUUAUCGGAAUGCGGGCAACGACUGCACUUUUCUUUCAGUGUGUGUAUGUGUGUGUUUUAAAUACUUUUUUUGAGGAUUUUAAGGAUGGAAUAAUUAUUUACAAUCAGUGGAAUGUAGCGAUGUGCUCGUGGUUAAAUUUUCUGCACUUGAGAUCCUUUUACUGCUACAGAGGUUUAUCUGCCGCGCGGAAUAUAAUCAGGCGCACCGUCUUACACCUGGAUGUGACGUCACAGCUCCGUAUAUGGGAAUGCAACGCGAAGAAUGCUCUGCCAGUCACUGCGCCGGAACCGCGGAUCAGUACGGCUUUGCCGAUAAUUGCUCUUACUCCGUCGCAUCGGAACACUAUUUUUAGCAAAUAAAAACAUUCAAUGUGACCCCGAUUAAGAUUUCAAAACAAACCCCACGUGGUCAUCGAGUUUGAAGAUUUAAAAAAAAAAAAUGAAAUAGAAAUGUAAGAAAGUAGAAUUUCCGAAGUAAUUUUUUAUCUGCAACGUUUCCUAGAAGUUCAACUGAGUGGAUUUUUUUUAUCAUGGAAAGGACCGGGGAUUCGAACGUGACAGACCCCGCCAAUUGGACGGAGAUCUGUGAUAGCUUACAAGUGGACACAGAUUUAGGGACUGGACUUUCACAGGACUCGAUGGUUAGUAUGUCCUCCUCGCAACUUUCACAAGAGUCAGUGGCUUCGACGCAUUCCACGGACAUCACGUCGGAUAUAUUAACUCCAGAAAUUUCUGCAAAGAAAAAGAAAAAAUCGGGAACUAAAAAAGUGAAAAAGAAAAAGGACAAGGGUUUAAGUGAUGGAGAAACCGCAGAGAAAGUUAAGAAAGGUAAAAAAGACAAAACUAAAAAGAAAAAACCAAGGUCUUCGUCGUCUGUGCGGCCGGAACCAGAAGGUGGAAAUCCUGUGAACAUCCUCCCGAUGGACGAAUAUGACCGAGUGAUUUACAGUGACGAUCCUUUGUUUUCUGACAUGGAGAUCAGUGAAGAAGAGGAACCCAACCAAAAACCCAGGCGUCCCUCCCGCCCCGGGGGUCUGAUGUUUUCAUGUUUGUCCUUGGGAAUCCAAUCGAACACAAUGAUUAAAUAUGCCAUUAUAGGAACAGAAGUGCAGAAUAUAUUAAAAGUGUCUUUGAGACGGGCUGAACAAGAGAUCCAGGGUUUCAACCGCAGAAUCCAACUCCUGGAGGAGGACAUGGAGAGAUCAGAGGAGCGGCUUCAGAGCGCCACAGAGAAGUUGGAGGAGGCUUCCAAAGCCGCAGACGAGAGUGAAAGAAACCGAAAGGUCUUGGAAAAUCUCAAUAACGCUUCAGAGGAGAGGACCGAUGUAUUAGAGAAACAACUUACCGAGGCCAAGUUGAUCGCAGAGGAGGCCGACAAAAAAUAUGAUGAGGCAGCCCGUAAGCUUGCUAUCACAGAGGUGGACCUUGAACGCGCAGAGGCAAGACUCGAAGCCGCAGAGGCGAAAGUUUUGGAGUUGGAAGAAGAACUUAAGGUGGUUGGCAACAAUAUGAAAUCAUUGGAGAUCAGUGAGCAAGAGGCUUCACAAAGAGAAGACAGUUAUGAGGAAACCAUCAGAGAUCUUACACAGAGGUUGAAGGAUGCUGAAAACCGAGCCACUGAAGCCGAACGAACCGUAUCCAAACUUCAGAAGGAAGUAGACAGACUUGAAGGUAGGGCCCAGCAUGCCCAGCGGAGUUAUCCCCCCCUGUGUGCCCUCAGUCAACUCCACUUAGUAACAGUUGUAUCCAACUUUUACUGUUUGUUGGAAUAAAGUACCCCUGAUAACAUCUUAUGGUCACAGUAAAAACCAUUAUUAUCAAACUCAUACUAUUUUUGAUUAGGAUAAUAUUAGUCCACACUGAAAGUUGGAUACACAACACAACUGGAGCUGACUACCAAAUUAACUAAUGUUUUGUUUUCAGCAAGUGCCUGGCAAGGAGUUUGCAUUGUAGAGAGAUACAAAAACUAAAAGCAUGAGAAUGCCGAGUUCGUGUUUUGUUUGGUUAGAUAUAAAACAUGGCAUUAACUUUUACAACAGAGCCAGAACCGGGCUGAGGUCGCGGAGAGACAGGUAUACACUCUCCAACUAGAAAACGAUAGACUGUCAGGUAACAAUAGCACCCCAGCACUGUUCAUCGUCAGUGGCUUCAGAUGCUGUCAUACUUCUCAACUGCCUUCUGACCUCUUGUUUUUGUAAUGAAUUUUUUAAAAUUUCUUAAAUGGAAGGAGCUUUAGAGCAUUUGCUGUCUGGAAAUAACAUAGUUGUAGCAGAUGUAGGUUUAAUUUUUUAAUAAUUUUUUGUUUUUAAUAUAAUAAAAUAGAUCAAAUUUGGAUAUAUAUAUAUAUAUAUAUAUAUAUAUAUAUUUUCUAUUUAAAGAUACAUUUCCCAUAAUUUUGUACAAGAAAAGAGUAGUGCUUUAAUAAGAAAAUUUGAUAAUAAGUCAUAUGCUAGGAUCACUAUAGUUGUCUCCCCUUUGAGCACGCUCACUCUCUCCUCGUGUGAUCUCUCACUCCAUCGUGCUUCUACCAGUAAGUAUCUUUGUUCUGAUUGGCUAUGAUGACAUUGUGAAUGUUGUGAAAUGUGUCAAUCUCUACAUCUCAAACACAUACUCCCAUGUCACUUUUAAAAUAUGCAGACAUACUGGACAAAGAAAUUAUCAUUUAAAAUAAUUUCAUGAUGAUUUCUUGAUUUCUAAGUAACAUUGUUUGAAACUAAUAUGAAUGGAAAUAUUUCAAGGUGUAUUUCGAACUGGAAAUCACUUUAUUUAUUCAUUGAUGUAGCAUAUGUUUAGCUUUGGGAUUCAAUCAAUCAUAGCUAAAUUACUUUCAUUUAUAUUAAUAUUGUCCAUGAUAUUAACCUAAAUAUUUCUGUAAAUUCUUUUGGAUGUGAAACUUUGAAUUUGACAAUCCGUCACAUAAUCUUAUCCAAAUUUCUACACUCUUGUAAAAUUGAAAAACAAAACAAAAUUUGUUUUCAUCAAUACAAUUGUAAUGUGUGUGGUUUUUUGAAAAUUUAAAUUAACAAGCAUGAAGAAUAAUAGUUUAACUUUUUAUAAAUUGUGUCUUUCAUUAAGAGACAUACUGUUUUGCAUCAAUAGUAUUCAAUUCCUGUUGCAUAUAAUUACACUGAGUGUUGCAUUAAGGCUAGACCAGGUCUGGCCUUUGCAUGUUGAUUUGACCCAUUGGCAUGAAUCUGUGUGAAUUCCAGAUGACUUAGAAAAUGAAAGAAAACACAAGCUGGAACUCCAGGCAGAAAUGGAGGCCACACUUCAGGAUCUCAGUAAUUUGUAGAACCAGGGCUAUUUUUAGAUGAUCUACACAAUUUUUGUACAGGUUUGAACCACCUUUAUAUCAUUAACUGUAAAUGUCAAUAUUUACUAAUUGCAUUUGCAUGAGAUUUUUGAUUUAUAAGUUUCUGCAUUUGCCAGUAUUAUAUGCAGUCUUGCAAAAGUAGAUAGUCUGCAAAGAAAUGUUAAGUGAAGAGAAAUCUUUAAGGAGUUUUUUUUCUCGUUUUUUUUUUGUUUUGGCAAUCACAGUGCCUAGUGCUAUUUCAUCACUUAAAAUGUAAUUAACACUUGAUAUCCAAUUUAUUUAAUAUCAUGCAAUUAUGAAGUAGAAAAAAAAGUUCUUUGUUAUACUGCCAUACCAAUAUCUUUCAUUCGUUGAAAUUUCCAAUGUGAAUGGGCUAUUACAUCAUGAACUUUAGGUCUCUAAUGAUUUUUUUUCAGAGGAGUUGAGGGGCUCUAGCAACAUACCUCCAUAAUCAAAUUGAUGGAUUUCAUUAGUGAUAGUCCUAUGACUAUCAUAGUCCUAUCAUUUUGUCUUUCAAAGACAAAUGUUAAAGUGCCAUUCUCUAUAUUGCAGAUGAACUGCUUGCAGAAAAGGAGAGAUACAAGGCCAUUAGUGAUGAGUUGGAUCAGACCUUUGCUGAGCUGGCAGGAUAUUAAUUUUUCCUCUAUCCCUCACCUCUGUCACAGGCCAACACGAGACGAAAAGACUUUAUUCAUGGCUGGCACGGUCACUGUUGUAAAUGGACAUAUCUUACGUUUCAUCUGUAUAAUGGUGUUAGAGAUAUAAACAAAAUGUGGACGGAGAUUUUUUUUUCUUAUGAAUGAUCAAAUAUUUAAUAUAUUUUCAUGACGUGUUCUGGUGAACAAACUUUCUAAAUUAAAAAAAGGAUAUAUAAAAUAUGUGAGGGUGGACUUAAAUUUUCUUUUUUAUCAUCAACACUUGUGUAUGUUGUAUGUUUCAGUAACAGACAUGUUAAAACAACCAGGUUACUUCAUCAGAUAAUAUAUAUAUAUAUAUAUAUUUAUAUAUGUUUAUAUGUGAUACAUAUUUAUAUUGUACAUGGUGUAGACCGAUUCAUUUUUUCGAAUCUGCAUUGAACUGCCAGACUGUAUAGGUGCCAGAGCAAGUCCGGGCUGUAUCUCUCCUGCUCACGAGUAACCUGGUUUCGUUUUAACGUAAGGCUGUGGGGAAUUUUGUCUGGUCAGUGGUGGAAAUUUUUGAGCCAUCGGAAUGGCAACAUUUUAUGGUGACUUCCAUAUGUAUACUGAGCUAAUUUAUGUGUAAAAUAAGAGAAAUGGAAAAUGAUUAAUUAUCCUAGUCCACCUUAUAGGCAUGGCAAUAUCCAGCAUAAUUCGUUUCUGUCGGCCAUUUUGAUGCUAAAAUUUCCACUCCUGUCUACGAAAUAGAACUGUAUAUAACCUUGUACACGCUGUAGACGUCUAUGUAUGCCGUGAAAGUUUACCAUGUACAAGAAAAACAUAUUUCCAAUUUAUAGGUGUAUGUGACGGAAGUCUUGUAAUUUCCUUGCAUUAAAUUCGUUUCUUUAUAAAUUUAUACCAAAAUUUGUUUAUCUUUUAUCAUAUUACACAGUUGUCUUAUUUUUUUAUUAGACAUACGAGCAGUAAGACUAUGUAGAAAUUACUAAUAUUGGAUUUUGUUUACACUCCGGUAGACAGGGGAGCUAACUCUCCGUGGUCACGUGAUUACGCUUUUCUCUACUGCUUGAGUCUCUUGUGUCCCUGGAUAUUGCCUUAACCAAAAAUAAAAUUGUACUUGCUUAC